Molecule: messenger RNA, 3692 nt
Organism: Hyla sarda
Lineage: Eukaryota; Metazoa; Chordata; Amphibia; Anura; Hylidae
Product: interferon-inducible GTPase 5-like
Exons: 3
Coding region: 1111-2862 (583 amino acids)
Cellular component (GO): membrane
Molecular function (GO): GTP binding
Source: RefSeq, a predicted model, not a curated record
CUGUAAAGCUGAACUCAUAGAUAUUUUGGAAAGUGGCAUCUAGAGAUGAGAAAACCUCCCAAGAUUCAAAUUGGGUCUAAGCACAAUUGUCAGAUUUGUUUUGGAUCCGGAUGCCAACGCAAUGUAUGUACAGCAGCAGGGACUCUUGUCAAAAGCAGGUGUCCCUGUUCCUGUACAGUACAGUGUCCCAGCCCAGUGAAUAUAGUGAGUGAAAGCUAGGAUCCAUACAGCACCACCACUCACAACGGGGCUGCUCAGCAAGGGAUGAAACAAAUCUGAAAUUUCUCACAAAACUUUUAGAUUCUAAUGACUUUUUUUUUUUUUGCGCAAUUCAGACCUAAUCAGACUCAAGCCAAGGUGAUUCGCUCAUCUCUAGUAGCAUCAAUUGAGUAUAGAUGCAUUUUUUUCACCAGUUGUCCAUUGGUCUUCCAUUAACUUUGGAAGGAAUAGAACUAAUGCAAAAAAUGCACUAAUGAUGCACAUCCAUCAAAAAGGCCCAAAUGUGAAGCAAAGUUAAGAAGCAGCACUAUAGUACACAGCAUUAUAAGGGAGCAGGGAUACUUUUAAAGGGUAUGUACAUAUGAGAGGGGUCACUGGGCUUGGCUCCCCACCAAUGGCUAGAUCCCCAGGGCAACGGCCUUAAUGUGAAGCCAAUAGAUGCCCCAGACUCACAAACCCUAAACAAUCUUUAGAUAUUGAAUCCUACCCCUUCACUAUUUAAUGGGCUCAAAGUGCUGUAACCUCGAACCUUUUAGAAGACCAAGACUUCUCAUAUGACCGGACUGAUGUCCUAGGCCCCACUUAUUAUCCUGUUACCUCUGAGAAAGUUAGCAAGUUCAGACAUUUUUGGAAAAACAUAUGAAGGGCUUCCUGUGGUCCACCACCUGAUCUGACAUUCGGCUUCAAGAGACGCUAGUGCUCGUUGGGCCGUACAGUUGCCUUGGGAACCAUAUGAUAUGUACAGUAAAUACCCAACUGUCCUGAUCACCAGGAUGUAAAACGGGCAGCAUUUGUUAAAAACCUUCCUAAAAGAUUGCAUUUUGGGGCAUUUCUGAGUGUUUUGGGGGGUGAGGCUUAUGUGCCCAGAAUUUAUCUUUUUAAAUAUUGGUUAUGGAAACCUUUAGUGAGCUGAGCCUGACGGAGGCUGAAUUCACACCACAGAGGGUAGAAAGUCAUGAGGAUCCACCUCCCGAGGACUGCUGGGAUUUCUCGGUUGCCGUCGCGGGAGGACCAGGUGUUGGGAAAACCGUUCUGAUACAGGCCCUUCUGGGCUUCAAUGAGAAUGGAGAACAUUCGAGAGCCGCCUUUCUACAACCUAAAAAGCCUGAUGGCCCUUUACUGCACCUUCACCCUUCCCACCCUGGUCUUACCUUCUGGGAACUACCCCUAGAUUAUGGUUCUCCUGACAAGUGGGUGUCCGAGGCAGAUCUUCUUCUUCUGGUCACUGAUGCCCAGUUCACACAAGCCCACAUUGACUUGGCCCAUAGUGCCCUUAUUCAGGCAAAAAGACUCUGCUUGGUCCGCACUAAGGUGGACUGUGAUCUGCAUACCCUGAAAGGAAGGAUGAAGGAAGAAUACUCGAGAGUGGAAGUGUUGUCGGCACUGCGCACUGUCAUCCUACAGCCAUUCAAUGACAUGGCAAAGAAGGAGGCUUUACCACUUUUCUUGACGUCUGGAUUUGAACCAAACAAACUGGAUGUGCCCACACUCAAGACCAAAAUAGAAAAUACUUCAAGGGAACUUGGCAGAGCCUUGUGUCUUGCCCAGCAGGGUUACGAGGUGAUCGGCUAUGAAGAAAUUGCUGAAUUACAAUCGGCACUAGAAAGAGGAGGAAUCUCUGAAAUGGUCAGAUUCAUCCAGAACAGCUUGGACUCUCUUCUGGACACCCGCUUUGAUCUUGCAUUUAUGGGCGGUAACCCCGACUUUCGUCACUCUGUUCUGAAUUCUCUUCGUGGAUUGAGGGAUGGAGAGGAUGGUACGGCCCAUGGUGGAAACCCAGAAAAUCCAGUUGAGUAUGCCAGUCUUAAGUACCCCAAGGCCAGUUUGUGGGACCUUCCUGGCAUGGAAAGUCUGGAGUCCCAGCCCAAAAAGUAUCUGGAGAGCGUGCACAUCAACCAAUAUGACUUUACUCUACUGUUCCUCACACCAUGGCAGGAGGCCUCUUGUAGUUACAGAUCUCUUGUUCUUGAGAUAAAGAAGGAGGGAAAGAAAAGCAUCUUCAUCCAGGAUUGUGAAGAUGAUGAGAUGCCUCCAGGACCAAUCGAAGAGGAAGUCUUUGUUCUGUCUCCUGCUAAAGUUCCAGGGCCAGAAUUUCAUAGGUUUUUGGGUUAUCUGGAGAAAAAACUGCCCAGUAACAAAUUGCGCGCAUUUAUGCUCUCCCUCCCAAAUCUCUCUACUAUAGUAAUCGAGAAGAAAAAGGAAGCACUCUCUCAGGAAGUGUGGAAGGUGGCUCUCCUCUCUAGCUUGGUGGCUAGUGUACCUGUUCCAGGAGUUGCAAUAGCAUGUGACCUUUCCUUGCUCACUGCCCGUCUGGACACUUAUCGUAAAGAACUAGGACUGGAUGCUGACUCGCUAGCCAACCUUUCCCAUAAGUCAGGCGUGCCGGUUCCCAAGCUUAUGUUAGAGAUCCAGAGCCCUGCCGGGAAGGGGGUGACUCGGGAGCUGGUCCAGAAAAUGUUAGGUUCUGCUACUGGAAUUGGGUUGGAAGUGGCAGGAGUUUUCUUGCACAGGUUUCCUCUUCUUGGUCCCUUAGCCACUGGAGGAAUCGCUUUUCAUGCUAGCUACUUGAUAUUGAACCGAUGUUUAGUGGCUAUGGCAGAGGAUGCACAGAGAGUAUUAUCCAGAGCACAGUCCCCUCCUUAGACCUUAAGAUACUUUGAUGGUGCUUAUUGCUACUGCAUACAAUAAAUAAUGCUGAUCACCACUUCUAGCAUCUCUGAUAGCUGUCAGGCCUUCUUCACAUCACACUUUGUUCCUACAUGCUAAACAUGUCCAUUGUCAAAGGAGGCCAAAGGGUUGUAUUUUUGGCCUCUGUUGGGAUGGUAUUCUUGUGUAGUAGACUACUAUAGUAGUAAUUUUUUUUCUUGGUAAAAAAAAAUAAUUUUUUUAAUGUAAUACCGUAUUAACCAAUGGGUGCCUCAAGAAGCUUCAGUGACAUCGCUGUCCACGGGGCAAAAAUAUGGGAACCUUCUUACUCUCAUUCUCUUCCUAGGCUACCCAUAGAGUGGUGGUUUCGUAAAGAGCCACCUGAGACAGAUUUUGCCUUAAAGCGAUGAUAUAAGCCUUUUUGUAAUUAUGCAAAUUAGGCUCAAGAGCCCAGGGGGCGUUCCCCCAGCAUGGCAAGAGUCCAUGGGGUAAUAUCAGUCCGUAUCCUUGCUAUUACCACCCCACAGCCCGCUUGUAUCCACCUAUCCCGUUUGACUGACAGCCACUAGAUAAAGAGGAUAGGCCCUGGAUGAAGUUAUGUAGUUUUUCCAGUCAGAUGUGGUGCUCUCUGCUGCCACCUCUCUCCGUGUUGGGAACUGUCCAGAGCAGUAAAGGUUUACAAUGGGGAUUUGCUCCUACUCUAGGCAGUUCUUGACAUGGACAGAGGUGUCAGCAGAGAGCACUGUGGUCAGACUGGUAAGAACUACAUAACUUCCUCUAGAGCAGUGUUUCCCAAGCAGGGUGCCUCCAGCUGUUGCGCAACUACA